UCAAAAAAAGAAGAACCUUCCUCCCGUUGCCCACACCGUCUUCCCUAACCUAUCGAGCCACUCCACCUUCCCCACCUCCUUUCUCUAUAAAUAACUGUUAACUUGGUUCUUUUGUUCCUCGGUUAAUCAAAAUCACCGCAACUCCAAAGAGCCUCCCCUCCGCCUCUCUUUCUGCUGCUUAUUGCCCGUCCACCCAUAACUUCCCAAAAGAAUACGGCGAGAUCUGAAUUUGGGGGGUGCCAUGGCGGCAUCCUCAUCGUCGGUGGUCGAGGAGGAGGAGGCGUUCGAGCACACGCUGCUGGUGGUGCGGGAGGUGUCGGUGUACAAGAUCCCGCCGCGUAGCACGAGCGGCGGGUACAAGUGCGGCGAGUGGCUGCAGUCCGACAAGAUCUGGUCCGGCCGCCUCCGGGUGGUCUCUUGCGGAGACCGCUGCGAGAUCCGGCUGGAGGACCCCGGCUCCGGGGAGCUCUUCGCUGCUUGCUUCGUCCGCCUCGGGCAGCGCGAGAACUCCGUCGAGACCGUGCUCGAUUCGUCCCGCUACUUCGUGCUCAAGAUCGAGGACGGCCAGGGCAAGCACGCCUUCAUCGGCCUGGGGUUCAACGAGCGCAACGAGGCGUUUGACUUCAAUGUGGCCCUCUCCGACCACGAGAAGUACCUGAGGAGGGAGCACGAGAAGGAAACCAGCGUCGACACUGAUGAGAGCCACAUCGAGAUCCAUCCCGCUGUCAAUCAUCGGUUGAAGGAAGGCGAAACCAUUCGAAUAAAUGUGAAAAACAAACCUGCUAGUGGAGGUGGCAUGCUUUCAGCUGCUGGCUUGUCUGCAGGAGCCUCUAGCAAACAUACGGCAACAACAUUUCUUGCACCUCCUCCUGGUGGAGCAAGAAAGUUAAGGUCUCCACUACCACCCCCACCUAAUGAUCCUGCCACUGCUAGGAUGACCUUAGGUCACAAUUCUGGACUGAACCCUCCCAAAGACUCUGCAAGGCGUCCUGGAGAUUCUUUACAAGAUCUUUCUUCUAUUGAGAGAAGCCUGCCUUCGACGACUGGGUCAGGAUCAACAAAGAGCACAGCAUCUGGGUGGGCGGCAUUUUGAGCUUUUGAGAACAUAUUGGAUAUGGUCUUUAUCUACAGCAGAGAUACGAAAUGGAUGAAAUAUGUAUGAGUUAUAAACUGUCCUUUUUUCUCAAAUGUUGGAGGUUUUGCAUCGCCCAUAGUACUCAAAUAAUGGUUACAGGAAUUUGUCGUCUUUAAGUUUUCAAGUCAUGAGUUGAAAGCAUUAGAUAUAUCAUGUAAAUGAUCAUGUGAACUAUUCUUAGCAUUUCCAUAAAUAACUACGACGAGAUGAUAUUAUUUCAA
Molecule: messenger RNA, 1356 nt
Organism: Musa acuminata AAA Group (dessert banana)
Lineage: Eukaryota; Viridiplantae; Streptophyta; Magnoliopsida; Zingiberales; Musaceae
Exons: 4
Coding region: 242-1093 (283 amino acids)
Biological process (GO): endocytosis
Cellular component (GO): clathrin vesicle coat; membrane
Source: RefSeq, a predicted model, not a curated record